AUGCAAAUGACAAGCCAGUGCUGCCAGAACGCUACAGGUCAGUGGUCUCGCCUUGUGCUCGAGGAGGGAAUCUUGUGCUUCGGCCGCGCUUGGGUUUGAUCGCGUGCCUUAAAGUCUGACAGCGCAUCACAACGAGCUGCGCUGACGGUCUCGCGUGCGCGUCGUUGCACCCCUCGGCCUGGUAGAGACGUCACGCCAAUGUCGCAUCAUUGGAAGGACUUUCGCAAGACAGCGUAGUCCAUCUUCAGAGGAGAGCGAACCGGCACAGACCGCGUUGACAUCCGAGCCGAGCGCCACCCGUGCGCAAAUGCGAUCUUCACACGGAAGCAAUCACGCUGCACAGGUCAACGAGGCUGCCAGGGACUGA
Molecule: messenger RNA, 367 nt
Organism: Ceraceosorus bombacis
Lineage: Eukaryota; Fungi; Basidiomycota; Exobasidiomycetes; Ceraceosorales; Ceraceosoraceae
Source: the annotation of a GenBank genome assembly